UGUAAAUGUUUCUAUUUGAUAGGCUUGUAAAUUUCUUGAUGAGAAAUGGAACCCCAAGUUUAUGGUCAUCGUUACACAGAAAAACCAUCAUACGAAGUUUUUCCAGCAAGGAUCUCCUGACAAUGUCCCACCCGGCACUAUUAUAGACAACAAAAUCUGUCAUCCAAAGAACAAUGACUUCUAUCUUUGUGCUCAUGCAGGAAUGAUUGGAACCACAAAGCCUACUCAUUAUCAUGUUCUGUUAGAUCAGAUUGGGUUUUCGGCCGAUGAUCUCCAGGAACUUGUUCAUUCUCUGUCAUAUGUGUAUCAAAGGAGCACCACUGCCAUAUCUGUAGUUGCUUCAAUUUGCUACUCACAUUUGGCAGCCUCACAGGUGGGGACAUUCAUAAAGUUCGAAGAUCCUCAUAGACAUCGUCAAGCCAUGGUGGGGUCACCGCACCCGGAGCUGUUCCUGUCUCUCAGUUGCCUAGGUUGAAGGAGAACGUCUGCAACUCUAUGUUCUUCUGCUGAGGGAGCAAUGAGCUCCACGUUUUGUG
Hibiscus syriacus is the source of this 536-nucleotide messenger RNA. RefSeq names its product protein argonaute 4-like. Gene Ontology annotation, cellular component: cytoplasm. The record is from RefSeq and is a predicted model, not a curated record. Gene Ontology annotation, molecular function: nucleic acid binding. Lineage: Eukaryota; Viridiplantae; Streptophyta; Magnoliopsida; Malvales; Malvaceae. Gene Ontology annotation, biological process: regulatory ncRNA-mediated post-transcriptional gene silencing. The transcript is spliced from 5 exons. Bases 62 to 475 code for a protein of 137 amino acids.